This is a messenger RNA of Somion occarium, 1197 nucleotides long. NCBI's taxonomy places the organism in Eukaryota, Fungi, Basidiomycota, Agaricomycetes, Polyporales, Cerrenaceae. The record is from the annotation of a GenBank genome assembly.
GAUUAAGGACUUGUUCCACUCUGAACUCAUCCCCUCACAACCCUACCAGAACAAAUCCUAUUUCAUUCCUUAGUUUCACUCACCCAUGGCUCCCCUUCGUCUCAGACACCCCGGUGGGGUCGUAACAAUUCAAGUCGAUUUCGAUGGUUUUACUGUCCAGGAUCUCCAGCAGGAAGUAUUGGCAGUGACCAACAUCCCGCUCGCCCUACAAGAAUAUAAAGCGGGAUACCCACCUCACAGUCUUACCGUCAUACCUGAACUUCCCCUUGAGAGUCUUGGCCUCAAACCUGGAGAACAGUUGAUCGUUUCUGCCAAACCAGGAUUACAGGCUCAAUUUUCGUCGACACCUACAGCGAAUAUCCCAACUCCGGCGGCGAGAUAUGCUCCCUCUCCGUCCCAGCCACCUCCAGCAUCAGCGUCGACCUCCGGACCCGAUUAUGUUGAAGUUGAAGGGGGUUAUCUUGUCCACAGGAUCGUACCAGAUGAUAAUGCAUGUCUGUUCUCCUCCGUUGCGCUCGUGUUCGAGCAAGGAAUAGAUAAAGCGUCAGACAUACGUCAAAUUGUCGCCGAUGAGAUUCGUGCAGAUCCUAUCAACUGGGAUGACGCUAUCCUUGGUCGACCUCGGGAGGACUAUAUCGCAACCAUUCUCAAGCCCUCAUCAUGGGGCGGCGCCAUAGAGCUGUCCGUCCUCGCAAAGCAUUAUGCCACGGAGAUUGCUUCCGUCGAUGUAGAAACUGGCCGAAUCGACCACUUCACGCCUCCACCCGAAAAAGAUACUGGAAACCGCUGCAUCCUCAUUUACUCCGGUAUCCAUUACGAUGCCGCAACUCUUGCACCGAUGCUGGACGCACCUUCUGAUUUCCAUCAGACGGUUAUGCCAGUGACUAGUCAGGGCAACAAUGACCCGAUAUUGGUGGCUGCGAAGAAGUUGGCUGAUAAGCUGCGUGCGAAGAGGGCUUUUACCAAUACUGCGACUUUCGAUUUGAAGUGCGAGGUUUGUGGACAGGGACUCAAAGGCGAAAAAGAGGCUCGUGCUCAUGCGUCGGAGACGGGACAUGUCAAAUUCGGCGAAUACUGAGCAACUGUUCAGAAUAUAAAAAAGGCUUACCAUGUUGAAUCGCUUGUUCAAGUGACCUAUGUAGUUUUAUGUCUUCGUUACUGUCAGCACGUCUCAAUCAACGCAGGGCGAUUAUUUUC